Molecule: messenger RNA, 670 nt
Organism: Phytophthora nicotianae INRA-310
Lineage: Eukaryota; Oomycota; Peronosporomycetes; Peronosporales; Peronosporaceae
Exons: 1
Coding region: 43-447 (134 amino acids)
Source: RefSeq, a predicted model, not a curated record
AAUCCAUCGAUGAUGGCUUGGGCUUGGGCAUCGUAGGAAUUGAUGUAUCCAGCUGAUGCCACACUAGCCAGAGGCAAAAGCACUGCCACCAGCAAGGGCGUUAGCAUUGCGUUGUGUCGAUGGAAAGAAGCCGUUGGCGUAGCUUCAGGAUGCACGAGGUACUGCGAGGCAGUUGGCGAAAUGCAGAAUGAACCUCCGGUCUCUGUAGGACACUCCAGCACAAGUAGAGGCACCAGCACAGCACGAUUUUGCGAUUGGACUGGCUGGCAUGAAUUAUCGAGUCGAUUAUUGACGGUACUAACGCGUAGCAAAUCAUUGAUCCCACAACGCACUAAACAACCUCGAGGAUCUAAACUGAGAUGGGGUCGCUAUCCUCACCGAAUCUACCCACACGUACAUCAGCUUUCCAGCAAUAUGACGUGCGGUCAAUUCGAGAAUAAUCGAUAAUACACCCACUACUGUACAUGGUUUUCUAGUGGAAGUAGGAGAUAGAGGGUCCCUUUAGAGAAUGUCGUCCGCUUCAUACAUGUUAGUGCAUGUACAUGUAGGUGCUGCUUACGAGCACCGUGCCCACAAAAGAUCAAAUCGCAGAUAAACCUCCUUCAACUAAGUUCUGAUAACGCACUUUUGGAUGCAUGGACAGUCAACAGUCAGCGCGUUCAUACUGUAC